GAAGCGCGCUGCGCUGCGCUGUGUGGCGGCGGUGCCGGCCGUGGCGGCGCGAUGUGGGGCGGCCGCCGCCUGCUGCCGCUGCUCACUGUGUGUGCGCUGUGUGCGCUGUGUGCCGGCACGGAGCCGGGCGCUGUGACCUGCGGGUCGGUGCUGAAGCUGCUCAACACCCGGCACAGCGUUCGGCUGCAUUCCCACGAGGUCAAGUACGGCUCCGGAAGUGGGCAGCAGUCAGUGACAGGAGUUGAAGCUUCAGAUGAUGCCAACAGUUACUGGCGGAUUCGUGGGAAGACGGAUGGCAGCUGCCAGCGUGGAACCCCAGUGAGAUGCGGGCAGGCAAUACGGCUUACUCAUGUAAACACAGGAAAAAACUUACACACUCAUCACUUCCCAUCACCGCUCUCCAAUAACCAGGAAGUAAGUGCCUUUGGUGAUGAUGGUGAAGGAGAUGACCUCGAUAUAUGGAUUGUGCAAUGCAGUGGGACACACUGGGAGCGGGAGGAUGCAGUGCGCUUCAAGCACGUAGGAACUGAGGUGUUCCUUUCAAUCACUGGGGAGCAAUAUGGCCAUCCCAUUAGAGGCCAACGGGAAGUUCAUGGCAUGCCCACCGCUAAUCACCACAACUAUUGGAAAGCAAUGGAAGGAGUCUUCAUCAAACCCAGUAUGGACCUUGCAAAACAUGAUGAGCUCUGAAUUGCCAGAGGAUCCAAUAAGGUUCAUCCUACUCCCAUGGUCAGAGAUGCUAAUACUCGGUCUCUUAAAAAGUCCCACCUUGCCUAAGUGAUAGACUUUCUGUGUUACUGAAGGGCAUUAGUUCAUUCUAGGAAUGCUGCACUUCUGUGGGAAUGACAUCUGCCAGGCUAAGACAUUUUACGUUUAUUUAAAACAUCCUAUCUAAAUCUUCAAUCUUAUUUGGUGAAACUAGAUCAUACGUGUUAGUUCUCUCUGUCAUUUGUUUUGUCGUUACUUCUCCAAUUCAAAAGAAAUUGAAAAAACAAAGUAGUACAUCUCUGUAGUCCCAGGUACCGCAAAACUUUGUAUUUUGUAAUUUUUUUUCAGUUAUAAUUAAAUAUUUGGAAACUUAUUUCUAGCUAGUGAGAGAAUGCUAUUAAUGAAGAGCUGGAGUAAGUCUAGAAAGGGAAAAUAGUUCUUGCUGUCUCUUAAGUGAGUCAAAUUCUGCUACUUCCAGAAAAAUAUUUCAGUCCAUCUGAAAAUUGCUUCCAAUGUGUUUCAUGAGUUUUGUUGUGUAUUUAUGGAAAAGUUGAAAAUGCUGUGUAUGUUGAAGAGGACAAGUUUUUAUUUCUUACCUUUCUCUGAAGAAAUUUGUGGGUUUUUUUCUGCUGAUUGAUUGUGAUACUGCUAAUUCUCAGACGGUAAGACUUGUGCUCUAGGAACUGGUGCAGAAGGCUCCUACUUGUUUAAUUAAUGUUAGAAUUUUAUAAAAUUCCAUGUGAUGUGAAUAAAUUUGCUUUAUGUUGUUCUUGCAUGUCAUUGCAAGCUCAGUAUGAGAAUCCAGGUGUAUAAGCAGUGGGACUUACAGCCGUGUGGGGCUCUGCUGUGCGAAUCCAGGAGAGAGUAAAUCUUAGAAAAUGGUUUGGUCCUGGACUUUGAACAGAGGGGUAAUCUGUAGAGCAAGGAAUCUUCAUUGCAUGAGGCAUUAAUUUCUGUGUUCUGUGGAAAGAAUGGAAAAAAAAUCUAACUCUUGAACACUUUUAUUCCAGUGUAUUACAAGAAAUACUGACUGAAGCACAAAUUACCAGACAUUUUCUAAUUGCUUUAAAGAGAAAAGCUCAGUAAGUGAGUGUGAAAAGUCAGCAAAUUCAGGUGUUGGUUUUUUCCAUGUAUAACUAGUUUACUGACUAUGGUCCCAAUUAGUCAGUUAAUGAAGGAGGAACGUUAUUUGCUGCUUUUACGUCUCCAGUUACAUGCUGUGGAGAGUGUUGAUGCAGUGUAAUAGGUAGUUUCAUUUACAUUUUAUACAUGUACCUAUACACAUGCUUCAUAUGCUGAUCCCUCACACACUUGUGCUGCACAGAAUAGCUUCAGUUUUAAUUCAGGGUUUGAUUCUAGUGAAGAUCCUUCGUAUUCUGCAGAAGAAGCAGCCUCUGUUGUUCUGUGAUAUUCUUCGAAGAAGGUAAGAGUGUUUUUCUGUUAAUCUUACGGUAUUGAAGGAUAAGAGGCAUUUUGGAGAUGAAACGAGCUGGUAUUGCUUUGUGUUACAAGCAAACCUUUCUGUAAGGUUCACUGGUAUUCCCGACUAAUUGUUAUUGAAGUAAUAAAGGAUAAUUACUAAAAAAAUAAUAUUAAUAAAUAAAAAGUAAAAAUUGUUUAAACAAGCUGCCCUUUCCUUUAAUAAAAAGAAGGGCUUUUCCUCUGAAGUUCCUUUAUGAGAAACUGCAAAAAAAGCAGUAGCACUAACAAAGUGAAGAAAUGAAUUUGGCAAUGAGUUCUCGAGUCCUCUUUAACAGAGGGCUAAAAUCUUUAUGCCUAAACCAUAUGGCCUUAGUUUGGUGUUUGCCAGCAUCCUUGUGGAAUACUGGUUUGGCUGAGGGAAGGGUAGAUCUGUGUGGCUCAUCUUGGUCUGUGUGCCAGUUUUAUUUGUUUCGGUUCCUGCUGCAGAAGUUGUGCUGACAGACUCUGGGAUAAGCCUAGUUGAGGAAUGUCUGAGGAAAAGUCUGUUACUGUUGUCACAUAAAGCAUGUGAAAUGCACAAUACAAAAGUUAUGAGCUGAUGUAAGAAAUGCAGGGGCUUGGAGCUGUGAAAAAUAUCUUGUGCAAUUGCAAACGUGCUUUUCUUUUUAUAUAACUUUUAGAUUUAUAAGAUCUUAAUUAUUGUUUAAUGCCAUAUUGUAUGAUUUUAAACUGAAUUACUACAAUUUCAAAAUCUCAUUCAAGUGCCUUCAUUAUCUCUGACUGCCUACAGUGCAGCUUUCCACUGCACUCUCCACAGCUGAGGACUGGAGACUUAAUCUCCAUUCAUGUAUUGGGUUUUUUAGUUGCUUUUUUUCCAUAUGACUUUAAUAAUCUGACGAAAGCUGUUGAGAAUGAAAGUAAGAGAUGAAACUCUCCAACACGUGGAUAUGAAAGUCUCAAAUGUUUUGCUGCUCUUUUUUCUUUUUAAGGUGGUGAUCUCAAUGUUAUUGUAUUUCCUUCCGAAGUUCUCUGUGCACUUAAAUGUCAACUAAAAACUUUUUGUUUGUUUGUUUUGCUUCUGUUGAUGGCAAAAUAGAGUUCUGUCCAGUAAUUGA
This is a messenger RNA of Coturnix japonica (Japanese quail), 3245 nucleotides long. RefSeq names its product stromal cell derived factor 2 like 1 (gene SDF2L1). NCBI's taxonomy places the organism in Eukaryota, Metazoa, Chordata, Aves, Galliformes, Phasianidae. The record is from RefSeq and is a predicted model, not a curated record.